Molecule: messenger RNA, 2513 nt
Organism: Rhinichthys klamathensis goyatoka
Lineage: Eukaryota; Metazoa; Chordata; Actinopteri; Cypriniformes; Leuciscidae
Gene: arid5a
Product: AT rich interactive domain 5A (MRF1-like)
Exons: 7
Coding region: 110-1873 (587 amino acids)
Biological process (GO): regulation of transcription by RNA polymerase II
Cellular component (GO): nucleus
Molecular function (GO): transcription cis-regulatory region binding
Source: RefSeq, a predicted model, not a curated record
GUGGAAGCGCGUGCUCAACACUGAGCUGUCAAUUACUGUUAAACAAGGACAGAUAGACGUCAAUACACGCUCCUGAACUCACAGUCUGUGGACGACGCACUUCUCGAAAAUGGUGCUGGACCCUCGAGGAGAGGUCGAAUCUGGAGAAGCAGAGCGUGAAGACUGUGAAGACACACAGCAGGAGCUCAAUUCACCAAACCAGACCAGCAUGGAGAUGGAGAACUUGGCAUCCACCAAUAGCAGCGAUGAGGCUUCCAGAACCGACCAAUCUGAGAGUGAAGAGAGGACAUUUGUGACCAAUCUGUACUGUUUUAUGAAGGAAAGAGGCACGCCGAUAGAGAGAAUUCCCCAUCUUGGCUUUAAACAGAUCAACCUGUGGAAAAUCUACAAAGCUGUGGAGACUCUUGGAGGAUAUGAUGCGGUUACAGCGCGGAGGCUAUGGAAGAAUGUGUACGACGAGCUGGGGGGGAGUCCAGGCAGUACUAGUGCCGCCACAUGCACACGCAGACACUACGAGAGAUUGGUGUUGCCCUUUGAGAGGCAACUGAAAGGGGAGGAGGACAAACCACUGCCACCCUCCAAACCUCGCAAACAGUACAAGAGGAGCCCUGAGAACAGGGGAAGUAAGCCAGAGAGCAAGAAGAAGAGGAAGAUGGAGAGAGAAGAGUGCGAGGAGAAACUGGGAUCAGAUCAUCACUGUGAGAGAGGCAUGUGUUCCCAUCCCAGUUCGUGGAUGCCAUCCUCCGACUCUGAGCAGCCGUCCACGGUUCCCAGAGAGAUCCCACUCCUUCAGACCCCCAUCCCGGCUGAGGUGAUCUCUCCCUUGGAGAAGAAGAAGCGUAUGGCUCAGGCUAGCCUCACCAUCCCUGCUUCUGGCUCCGUGGAAGAUGGUACCGAGCUGGAGAGACCCUCCGUUAUCCAGCUAUCCCUCUCUUCCCAGUCUCCCGCUAACCCUUCCUCUACACGCACCCGGCACUCUUCCGAAGGCUCGCCCCUUCCCGUCUCCUCUCCGUCUGACUCCUUGUCCCGAAGCCCAUCUCCUUACUCGGUCUCAUCCGAGGACUGUAUAGCCGUGACGACCCAAAAGUCUCCCGUCAAAGAGAUCGGAAGUAAAACACCUUCUCGUUUGCCAACUCUUCCCACAUCCAAGGCCAGUAGCGCCGGGGUUUGCAAGCCUCUCGGUUGUUACCCCAACGCCAACAGCAAAGAACUUGCCAACUAUCACCACUACCAUUACCGGGAAUACCUGCAAGCUGGCCAAACCCAUCCCGAAAAAACUCAAAGGAGUCUUUUAUGGACCUCGGAUGGUAAAUCCGCCACCAGACUUGCAUCCCACAGGCUUCCCUCGCCCGUCUACACCAAAGCCUGUUGGGUUCCUCAUGCCUCAAGCUUCUCGAAAGUCUUACCACGUGAUCCCUGUAGGCUACAACCCACUUUUAAGCCACACAUGUCCUAUCAUCAGCACCUCCUAAAGAGGCCUACCACCGAUGAAGCCUAUUUGAAGAAGAUCCCAGUGUCCUCUCAGCUUCGCAUGACGACGGACAGAAAAGAGAAAGGAAAAACUAUGUUGCCGAAGCCUCUUCCUAGUACCCAGCAGUACUUCUUCCACCCCCAUGCCGGUUUAACAAUGCCCUACAUGCCAACCUUAGAGAGAUCCCGGGGAGACUUAUCCGAACAGUUGAAGGCUCUUCAACCUGUACUUCUUCCAACACAUCUAACAAUACCUAAUGCUCAGACCCACUCUAUGCAUUGUCCACCAGUGGGCACCCCCUUUCCUGGGUCUUAUGAGGCAUCUUUGCCCUCCUAUCCUUACCCGUUUCCAAUCUGGCAUUCACCGGCUGGGUACAACAUGACAGGCCUGCAGCCAUACUGAACUGUUCUGAAACUACUGGUUCUUAUGGUCUAGACUUCUAUUGUGCUAUUCUAAGUCAACAUGAAAUCAAAACUGAACCUGUUUAUUUUUCUUAAUACAUGUUUUAGCCAUGUUAUUCAAAGAAAACAAGGUCUUGAAAUGUAAUAACAUGCUCAGAGUCACCACUUAAAGUCCCCCUGUGGUGAAAAUCCAGCUUUUAAUAGUUGUUUAUAUGUGUAUGUGGUGUUUUUAAUAUGCUUUAAGACAAAGCAUGUGUAAAUUCAUAAGUCGACAGCAUUGCUGAGUAUUUUCUGCUUAAAACUGCAGUGAACCAAAGACAGUCUCAAAAACACGGUUUGAAAUCGCUGGUGUUUCUGACGUCACAAACGACCUUGUAACCAAUCAGAUCAACGUGUGAUCGUCAACCAGUGGAUCUCUGAGCUGAGUGAGUGAGUGGAGGCGGGGCUCAUUUGCAUAUUCAUAGAACCUUGUAUACUAAACGAGGCAAGGGUGUCGAGUUACAUUCAAGAUAUUUUAAGGCAUAAUAAUUAUUUGAAAAGGAAAAAACGUUCAAAUAUGUCAUUUUGGUGAGUUUUAAGGGAUAAAUUAUUGACUACGGGGGACUUUAAAUUAAACCAACGUGUGCUGGCUGUUUCAUUUC